Molecule: messenger RNA, 603 nt
Organism: Ictalurus punctatus (channel catfish)
Lineage: Eukaryota; Metazoa; Chordata; Actinopteri; Siluriformes; Ictaluridae
Product: C-C motif chemokine 3
Exons: 3
Coding region: 86-373 (95 amino acids)
Biological process (GO): lymphocyte chemotaxis; cellular response to tumor necrosis factor; immune response
Cellular component (GO): extracellular region
Molecular function (GO): CCR chemokine receptor binding; chemokine activity
Source: RefSeq, a predicted model, not a curated record
GUCAAGCGUGAGGUGAUAUCUGCAUUAUUACAUUAUACAGCAAUAUCUUCAUCAUCAUCAUCAUCAUCAUUCACCAUCAGGAGCCAUGUUUGCUCGUCCUCUUCUGCUGGUUCUGCUGGUUCUUGCCUGCCAUCAGUACUUCACAACUGCCCAGAGUGCAAAAGGACCAGAGGACUGUUGUUUCAAAUUCUAUAAGAAAGUGAUACCUAUAAAAGUCAUUAAAACCUACGUAAAUACAAGCAAUGACUGUCCGAAAACUGGAAUCAUUUUUACUACCCAGAAUUCCAGCCGCGUGUGCGUGGACCCAGGCUUUAAGUGGGUUCAGCGGGCCAUUGAUUUAGUUGACCAGCGCCUGUAUGAAAGCUCAACUUAAACUCUGCGGAGCUGUUAAAUCCCUUAUCCAUUAAUCGGAAGAUUUCUUUACAUAUUCCAUUAUUUUAUCAAAAUAAAGUGUUUAAUGGGAUAAAGCUUAUCAGUAUAUAUAUCACCUUUUGCUGAAAUUAUUUUGCCAUUAUGUAAGCCAAAAUUAUUCCUUUUAUCUUAAAGUGCAUUUUAUCACUCAUUAUUGCUUUUUUAUUUGUUAAAUAAAGCCACAUAAAAAAA